Molecule: messenger RNA, 4479 nt
Organism: Acanthochromis polyacanthus (spiny chromis)
Lineage: Eukaryota; Metazoa; Chordata; Actinopteri; Pomacentridae
Gene: frmpd4
Product: FERM and PDZ domain containing 4
Exons: 17
Coding region: 577-4359 (1260 amino acids)
Cellular component (GO): cytoskeleton
Molecular function (GO): protein binding
Source: RefSeq, a predicted model, not a curated record
UGAUCAGACUGUCUUUUGGGGGAAUUCUCUGAAGCUGGUUGCAUCCUUUAUUAGUAAUUCUUGCAAGCAUACACACACACACACAAACACAACAUCCUCUCACAUUCCUCUUUUCUCUCUCUUCCACUCUCCUCUCCCACCACCACCACCACCACUGCCACCCCUGUCCCUCCCUCCCUCUGCCCCUCGCUCUGGCGCUCUCCCUGCCUCUCUCCAAAGCUGUUGUUACUGUGCGGCUCCCGCACAUCAUUCCACCGCGAUGGAAAUUAAAUGAAGGUGGCUUAACGCAGCUAACAGAGGCAUGCUUUGAAGGAUGUAACCAGGGGAAGCUGUGCUGCCAGAUCCUUUUCCAUGGGCUGUGGAUUUGUGCUGCUGAGGCGAGGACACAGCAAUCACUCAGCCAUGCAGAAGCCCAGACAACAGGACUAAUCUCUCCACCUGACUUGUGGGAGCUCCACUUUUUUUCUUCUUUUUUUCUGAAUUAUUUAUUCCUCGUUGCCAAAGACAGUGUGGGACAAUGGAGCCGGAGUGAAGUAGAUGGUGAAUUUGUAGCCUUGACUGCAGUCUGCAGCACACAUGGAUGUGUUCAGCUUUGUGAAGAUGCCAAAGCUGUCAGGCCACAGGACCAAAUCCUCAGGCUGGCCGCCCCCUUCAGGGACCUGGAGUGGUUCGCAGGGACCCCCAAAUGGAUGGGACAUGGGCACCAAUAGAGAAGGGCGUGACUGCUACAUCAACCACGUCUCCCAGAGCAACUCCCUGGAGGAAGUUCGUCUGGACGGAGACAAGUUUGUGCCACCAGCGCCCCGUAAGGUGGAGAUGAGGCGAGACCCAGUGCUUGGCUUUGGAUUUGUGGCAGGCAGUGAGAAACCUGUGGUGGUCCGCUCAGUCACACCAGGGGGUCCAUCAGAAGGCAAGCUGAUCCCAGGGGACGAGAUCAUCAUGAUUAAUGAUGAGCCUGUCAGUUCAGCACCCAGGGAGAGGGUUAUUGACCUCGUCAGGAGCUGCAAAGAGUCCAUACUGCUGACUGUUGUUCAGCCGUACCCAUCACCCAAAUCAGCAUUCAUCAGUGCAGCCAAAAAGGCCAAAUUAAAGACUAAUCCUGUUAAAGUCCGCUUUGCUGAAGAGGUCAUCAUCAAUGGACAGAUCCCAGAAACUGUGAAGGACAACUCCCUUCUUUUUAUGCCAAAUGUUCUUAAGGUGUACCUGGAAAAUGGGCAGACUAAAUCAUUUAAAUUUGACAGCAGCACAUCCAUUAAGGACGUCAUCCUGACCCUGCAAGAAAAGCUAUCCAUUAAGAGCAUCGAGCACUUCUCUCUGAUGUUGGAGCAAAGAGCUGAGGGAUCUGCCAGCAAACUCAUGCUCCUGCACGAGCAGGAGAUGCUAACUCAGGUGACACAGAGGCCAGGGUCACACAAGAUGAAGUGCUUUUUUCGGAUCACUUUUGUCCCAAAGGAUCCCGUGGACCUUCUUAGGAGAGAUGCAGUAGCAUUUGAGUACCUCUAUGUUCAGAGCUGUAAUGAUGUUGUAUUGGAAAGAUUUGGGUCAGAGCUGAAAUACGACAUGGCUCUCCGUCUGGCUGCCCUGCAAAUGUAUAUUCUAACCAUCAAUACCAAACAGACUCAGAAAGUUUCCCUGAAGUAUAUCGAGAAGGAGUGGGGAUUGGCGUUGUUCCUGCCUCCUGCAGUGCUGUCUAGCAUGAAAGAGAAGAACAUCAAAAAAGCCCUCACUCACAUCCUCAAAACCAACCAAAACCUGGUGCCGCCUGGCAAAAAGCUGACUGCCUUGCAGGCAAAGGUCCAUUAUCUGAAGUAUCUCAGUGACUUGAGGCUUUACGGAGGACGUGUGUUUAAAUCCACGCUAGUUCAAGGCGAGAAGCACACGGAAGUGACUUUGCUAGUGGGACCCAAAUAUGGCAUCAGUCAUGUGAUUAACACCAAAACAAACCUGGUUGCACUUCUGGCUGAUUUCAGUCAUGUCAACCGCAUUGAGAUGUAUACAGAAGAUGAGAACAGGGUUAGAGUGGAACUACAUGUUCUGGAUGUAAAGCCCAUCACUCUCUUAAUGGAGUCUGUUGAUGCAAUGAAUCUGGCCUGUUUGACUGCUGGCUACUACAGAUUACUGGUGGACUCUCGGCGCUCCAUCUUCAAUGUGGCCAAAAACACAGAUAGUAUGGACACAAGUCAUGCAGCGAGAGUAAAGCAGAACUACCAGGCCAUUGAGUGUACAUACAGCACACCCCACAAAGGAUGUGAAGACAGAAACAACCAGCGGUGCAGCCAAGAUUAUUCUGACACAGAGUGCGAAUACCUCGACCAUCGCAGAUGUGAAGGCCAACCCAUCUAUGUAACUGAGAUCCACCAGCCCCAGCACUCAAUUCACAUGACCCAGAGAGCAGAGUGCUGCAGAGUCCCUUGUUCCCAAACCUAUCUCAAUGUUCCACGGCAGAAACCCCAGGACUCCUCCAGGAGUGCAAAGGUCUCCUUCAUAUUUGGAGACCCUCCCUUAGACAGCGUAAACCCCCAAAAUCUGGGCUACCAGAGACUGAUGGAUGAAGGCCCGGAGAUUCUAGACAAUCACAGCCCCAUGUACAGGCGUCUUGAGGAGGACUAUAAGAUGAUGGAUGCCAUAGAAGACGGGUAUCAGUACUCCACUAAAAUCUUUAGUCCUAGCGAGUGCAUCGAGGAGCCACUGCUGCAUGAUAUCUGCUACGCUGAGACAACAGACGACGCAGAGGAUGAGGAUGACAUCAGCUGUGAGGAAGACAUGGUGAUGAGUGACACUGACAAGCCUACACUGCUCUCGCUCUCAGGGUCCAGCGAUGACAUCAUUGACUUGACCUCCCUCCCUCCCCCGCCGGAGGGUAAUGACGAGGAGGACAAUGACGUACUGCUGCACUCUCUUAACAUGGCCAUUGCUGCUCCUCCUCCUGGUUUCAGGGACAGCUCUGAUGAGGAGGAGCAGCAAGGGGCUGGAAUUCGGGCCCAGGGAGCCUGCAAUGAUAUCCCAGUGUCUCUCAUAGAUUCAGUGCCCACCCACGGAGCAGAGGGCCCCGGGGAGCCUUUCGAUGAUGCGGUGGUGUCCACCUUACAGGCACUCGAGGCCCUUGCUGCAUCUGAGGAACAGAGUCCAGCACAGUCAGAGAGUAGCACAGGUGUAGAAAUAUCACGAGCAUUUAGCCCCGAGUCUUCAGAUUCUGGCAAUGAGACAAACUCUUCUGAGAUGACAGAGAGCUCCGAGCUGGCCACCGCUCAGAGACUCUCAGAGAGCCACCUGAGAAUGCAUGUAGCCAUGGCCGAAGCAUACCAUGCCAUGAAUGAAGAAAAGACAGAGGUGAGUGCACCAAGUGAUGGCAGAGCAGGAGCUAUGCAGUAUAACCCCCAGGAGCAUCAGGAGGAGGAGGCGAAAUCUUCUGCUGUGGCAUCCUCACAGAUAUUUCACUCAGAUGGUGGUGAGAUGGAGCCAGAGACUAUGGAAAUAAAAUCAGUGAGUGAAUAUUUCACUAAAAUGCACAUGGGCUCAGUGAUGAGCAGGCAGAGAGGUAAACAGAGGGAGACAGAGAGCAGAAACCAAGGAAACACCUGUGAGUCCUCUGAUAAAUCGCACAUGGCCUCGCAAGACUCUGCUAAGGAAGAGGCCCCUCAUCUUGUGGGGAAGUAUAACGCUUUCACUGUGAGAGAUUCCUAUUACAUGAAUCAACUUGAUCUGGGUCGAACUCACUUUAAAGACAGGCAUCAAAAAUGGCAGCAGAGAGUGCCCGGGAACAAAAUGGCAGAGAAUCUUGCUCCAGAAUGCGUGAAUGAGUCACAGGCUUCCCACGCAGACAGGUUGACAGCAAAGGGAGAGAAGCAGGACUCAGAUGAAAGAAGCCAACAGUUAAAUGCCCAUCUCAUCUCCCCAUCCAAAGGGCCCGUCCCUGCAGAGGGAGAUGCCGCUUCACAGGAUAACGAGCAGCAGCAAGCGAAGCCCUCAGAGCAAGACGUCACACGGUUAUACGACUACCACGUGAGCAAGCGUAUGUCAUCGAUACAAAGUGAAGGCAUUCAUUCCCUCCAGAGCUCACAGUGUUCCUCUAUAGAUGCCGGUUGUAGCACGGGCAGCAGCAGCUGUGUCACGCCCAUGGAUUCUCCCCUUUGUGCCACAGAAAAUAUGCAUGUACUGUCCGAGUCCUCACUCAAGGGGCUGGGCUAUGCCCCGCCUGAGGAGAAGGCUUAUGGAGCCCCGGGGCAGGGGAAGCCGGGCCAUCCCAUGGACCCCACCCUGUUGAGGAAGAUUCACGCAGCUACCAGCGCUGAGCCUGGGUUCGGGACGACACGGGAUGGCAGUCACAGGAUGCCCAAGAUAAAAGAAACCACAGUGUAGCUUGCACACAGCUGAAGAAGGCUGGGGAAGAGUCAUCUUUAGCUCUCUGUAAUGAGACCAGUACCACCACCACAACCAUGUCACCUUCAUCAUUACGAAGUAGCACAGAGCCCAGCGGGC